GCAAGGCCCCGCUGGAUCACUGAGUACGUCCAUACUGUCCCUCUGCUUUUUUUUCGACGCGACCGCGAAUUUCCCUCGUUCACCCCCGUCUAACCUCAAUCCACCACAGAAUCAGUCAAGAUGAAGUUCUUGAAGACGUCGCGAGUCUGCCUCGUUACCCGGGGUCGUUAUGCCGGCAAGAAGGUCGUCAUCAUCCAGCCCGUUGACAACGGCUCCAAGACCCACCCCUACGGCCACGCCAUCGUUGCCGGUAUCGAGAGAUACCCCAGCAAGAUCACUCGCCGCAUGAGCAAGACCCGCCAGGAGAAGCGCUCCAAGGUCAAGCCCUUCAUCAAGGUCAUCAACUACAACCACUUGAUGCCCACCCGCUACACCCUCGAGCUUGAGGGUCUCAAGGGCUCCGUCUCCUCCGAGACUUUCAAGGAGGUUUCCCAGCGCGAGGAUGCCAAGAAGACCGUCAAGAAGGUUCUCGAGGAGCGUUACACCUCCGGCAAGAACAGGUGGUUCUUCACCCCUCUCCGUUUCUAAAUUAGUCUUCCACUCUCGGUCUGGGCAGGGCGCAUGGUUUUAGGGGGCUGUAUACAGCAUUCAUCCAGGGAAUAAAACUCAAGGCUUCCUGACUAGUCU
Neurospora tetraspora is the source of this 627-nucleotide messenger RNA. RefSeq names its product putative 60S large subunit ribosomal protein. Lineage: Eukaryota; Fungi; Ascomycota; Sordariomycetes; Sordariales; Sordariaceae. The transcript is spliced from 3 exons. Gene Ontology annotation, cellular component: cytosolic large ribosomal subunit; ribosome. The coding region runs from base 121 to 528 and encodes 135 amino acids. The record is from RefSeq and is a predicted model, not a curated record. Gene Ontology annotation, biological process: translation. Gene Ontology annotation, molecular function: structural constituent of ribosome.